GUUUCAUGAAUUCAGUUUGACAUGUUGGAAGUUGAGAGAUGAGAGCAGAGGACCCACGACAAACUGUGCCUACAGGUCAGGGCGUAUUUCACAAGAGACUCGGACCAAUGCAAAACUAGACUACGGACUGUGACCGGUCACUCUGUCCAGUUGUUUGUCAUGUUUUAAAGUUGGCAGGCAGUUGUCGCGCAAUGCUAAAGGACGAGCGCACAUGCUAGCGCGGCCCCAGUGUCACUGCCUUUGAGUCACAGAGAGCUGUGCUGUUUUGUUCGUCACAAACAGUAGUUUGUUUUCGUUUGUGGUUGUCAGCUGCGGUGUGUUUAUGUAAGGGUCUUUAAAAAGAAAGGAGAUAUUUUACUUUCUUUUUAGCCAGCAAGGACAGCUUCUCUUCAAAGAGCAGGACUUUGCUUGGCUUGGACAGUGGAGAUUUUAACUUUAUUUGGACUGAAAUUAUCAUAGACUGCGGUUGACCGAGGAGCAGACGGUCUCAUAACAAUGACUUCAGAUGACUGGAGUGAACGCUAACUGUGAAGUUCAUCGCCUGCUAGGAUUUACUUUAACUGACUAAUCCCAGUGCACUCUUCCCUUCCUAUAAUGUUGGAGGGACUUGUUGCCUGGGUGCUCAACACAUAUCUGGGCAAAUAUGUGAGCAACCUUAACACUGACCAGCUCUCUAUUGCUCUUCUCAAAGGGGCAGUGGAGUUGGAGAACCUCCCACUAAGAAAAGAUGCUCUCCGAGGAUUUGAUCUGCCCUUUGAGGUCAAAGCAGGUGUCAUUGGGAAGAUCACCCUCCAGAUCCCUUUUUAUCGACCGCACAGUGACCCAUGGGUCAUCUGCAUGUCCCAGCUGAACCUGAUUAUCGGCCCUGCCCCCCCACAGGAAUAUGAUGAGGUGCGAGAAAGAGAAGCUGAGAGGGAGCAGAAGAAACAGCUGCUUAAGGCACUAGAGGACAAGUGGAAGAGUGAAUGUGAGCAGAAAGGAGAAUCUUACUGGUACUCUGUCACAGCGUCUGUUGUGACUAGAAUAGUUGAGAAUAUAGAGUUGAAAAUUCAAGGUGUCCACUUAAGAUUUGAAGAUGAUUUCUCCAACCCUGAGAAACCCUAUGCCUUUGGUGUUUGUAUCAAGAAUGUAUCUGCACAGAACUGCUCCAAAGAACCAGCUCAGAAGCUUAUUCGGCAGAAGGAGCUGGAAAUUGGUGAAUUCAGUGUGUACUGGGACACGGAGUGCACCAUGCUUGGAGAUCUUCCCUCAACAGACGUACAGGAGAUGAUGAGUAAAUAUAUGCAGAGCCGUGAGCAUCAGUAUAUAUUUGAGCCAGUAUGUGCCUCUGUGCUGGUGAGGAGGAAUGCCUCUAAAGAGCCGCUACGAUCUCGUAACACACCUCGCAUUGAGGGCCAAGUGCAACUGGAACCCCUCUCACUUCGUCUGUCACAGGUUCAGUAUCAACAGAUUAUGGCAUUCUUUAAAGAACUGGACCGACGAGAAAGGGAGAUGCUUUUUUGGAAGUGGAGACCAAAACAUCCCAUUUCUGGAAACUGUCGACAGUGGUGGAUGUUUGCCAUUAAUGCCAACCUGAAUGAGAUCAGAGAACAGCGGAGACAGGGAAGCUGGGACAUUGCUCUGCACAGGGCGCGUGAUGCCAAACUCUACACUAGCCUGUAUUUCCAGAGGCUUAAGGGAGUUACUUUGAGUCCACAGGAGGAGUGUGAGUUAGAGAGGAUUGAAGAUGAACAGACACUGGAGGAGUUGCAGAUUCUCCGGGACACUGUUUAUGUCUCCUUCCGCAAACAUGAGGAAAUUGCAGAGAGUCUACGAGAGCCUAUGAUAAAUGAGACCCCAGCCUCCCCUCCCUCAGGCUCUAUACCUAAAAGUGGGAGUUCUGGCAUGAUCCAGUAUCUGCAGUCUUGGUUCCCAGGCUGGGGUGGCUGGUAUGGAGGGGGUGAAAGAGGGCCAGAUGGACAACAUAGUGUGAAGAUCGGAGUUGAGUCUCUUCCUCGCUCAGAGUCUUCAUUACUCACAGUGAAACUUGGUGGGUUGUUUCUCCGUGAUCUCACUACCCAGGGCUCCAUCUUUCCUGUCCUUGUUUCACCAAAACCGGACAAGGUUGCUGUUGCUAUCAGUCAGCCUUUUGGCCAGACUAACUGCACAGAAAUGAGCAAUCUAUCCUCUGAUGUGGAAUCAUCAGCACCUCCUGUCUUUGAGAUGAUUUAUGAACGUAAUCCAAUAAGGAGCAAAUUUGAGAGGAGACUGGAGGUCAAUACCAGUCCUCUCAAUAUCAUUUAUAACCCUCAGGCUAUCAAGAAAGUGGCUGGUAUGGAGGAAGUGAAAGAGGGCCAGAUGGACAACCAGUUUCAGAUGACCUUCUACCUGGCACUGCCCAGAUUUGGAUAUCAGUCUGAGUUAGAGCUGAGAGUGGCUGAAGCAGCCAGGAGGCAAUACAACAAGCUGAAGAUGCAAACCAAGGCAGAAAUCAGACAAACCAUUGAUCAGCUGCUAGUUGGAGAGUUCAUUGAGAACAGUAAGCACUGGACUAUGAAAUUAGAUAUAUGUGCCCCUCAAGUCAUCUUCCCAGAUGAUUUUCAGUCUGAAGACCCCAUGCUAGUUGUGGUAGACCUUGGGCGAAUUCUUCUUACUAAUUCCCAAGAAGAUCAUAAAACAAGUCCUAAGACCUCUCAGACAGAAGGAGAAAGUGAUGAAGAAUUCCAGACACCAUUAGCAACACCUCCUGGCACUCCACCUCCAGAGAAAGAGGUGGAUGUCAAAGGUCAAGAGAGGCCCUGUGAUAUUACCAGCCUUAAGUCAACAGAAGGUGCCCAAAUUGUCAGCAAAAACCUAUAUGAGAAGUACUCCUUAUCUUUCAAUGACCUGCAGAUCAUGGUCGGUCACUAUAAAGACAACUGGAAGCAUCUACAGGACAGUGAAGUGGGCCCCACUCAUGUGGUGGAGAAAUUCAAUGUCCUACUACAGCUAGAGCAAAGACUACGAUACACAUCAGACCCUCAGUUUCCAGGGGCUGUUCUCUCUGGAACACUACCAGACCUUAAAGUGCACAUCAACCUGGAGAAGAUGACUGCCCUGAGAAGCUGCCUGGCUCGACUUGGUAAUUCAGGGGCAGAUGGAGGUGACAAACAUGGGGAGAACCUCAAAUCCCCUGACCCUCUUAUACUUCGUCAUGAGAAGAUCUUUCAGAGGGAAGAUAGUGAUUGGAAGCUCCAGAGUUCUGAUAAAAAUCUUACCAAGAGUGUGAUGACACUUGAGCAACAUACUCGAGAGGUGCUUGUGGAAUCUAGACUUCUCCUUGUAGAGUUUAACAUCAAUUACAUGCAACUUGGCAUUGAAAGUGGAGGCCAGUAUAUUUCUGUUCUGAAAGUAUUUGGAACAAAGUCACAUUUUGUAAAGCGACCUUAUGAUGCUAUGGUUUCCCUCACAGUCCAUGGGCUCUACCUUGUGGACACAUUGCAGACGUAUGGCUCUGAUUUUGAUCUUCUUGUUGCAUCUCAUAAACACCUAAGUUUUGAUGUACCUACUGGAAGUCUGCGAGAGAGCCAGCCCACAUCACCUGUCUCACCAGACGGUAAAUCUCCAGAACUGCCAGGUCUGCACAGGGACUCCUCAGAUCUUGAUUUUGACAAGGCAUCUCCACGGGGCUCUCCCCUGAGAGACCAGGAGGCACUCAUUAAGUUGGAAUACCAGUUUGUCAGCUCAGACUGCCCGUCUAUGAACUUGGACAGCUCUCUUCAGGUCAUCUCCAUGCAGGUCAACAACCUAGAUAUCAUCCUUAACCCUGAAACCAUAGUAGAGCUUUUAAAAUUCCUUCAGCAGUCUUUCCCCAAAGAUGAAAACUCUCCAACACAACAGCUACCACCACUGCCUAACGGAGAAGAGAAUGAGGAUACCUAUCAGUCCACUUAUGUCCAGAAUAAGGAGUUAACUGUUGAAAUUCACAGGUUAAACUUGCUGCUUUUGCGAACUGUUACCAUUGGGACUGUUUUAGGAGGUGAGAAAAAAGGCAUGAAAAUUGCUACUGCCAGUGUAAAUGGCACAAAAGUCAAUGUUUCAAUGGGAAGUCGAUUGGAUGUCAAUGGUUCUCUAGGAUGCAUUCAGCUCGUAGACUUGACUCAGGAAGGUGGCAGAAGUCAGUUUGUGGUCAGUAUUGGAAGUGUAGAAGACCGCUCCUCUACAGAUGGUGUGGCAUUCUUUUCCAUUCCUGGCAUGGCUCCCUCUGAAGCUUUGAGUUUCCGAUUUAUGGAAAAAUCUCAGGGAGAAUGCUCCCUCCAACUUCAGAUGGCAUCUUUACACUAUAACCACUCAGCAAAGUUCCUGAAAGAACUCAGUUUAUCAGCAAAUGAAGUAGAAGACAACUUCCGGUCUAUGCUGAAAACUGCAGCUACAACGGUCUCUACUGUAUUGGCAACAAAAACAGCAGAGUACAGUGGUAUGGUGUCUCUCUUUGAGAACCCAUACAGAAGAUCUAGGAGGCAGAGUCAGUGUAACUGGACACUUGACCCAUUUGAGGAAGACUAUUUCUGUGUCCCUGAAAAGGAACCAGGAUUGGAUUCUUUUAUGGUCAAGCUGACUCUAGAUGUCAGUAUAGAAUCCCCAGUUGUGUCUAUUCCUAGAAAACCUGGUCACCCUGAGUUGCUUGUAGGACAUUUAGGGAGCAUACGAAUUCAAAACUUUGUUACAGGGCAUGACUCAGAAGGGGAGAAACUGCAGGUUGAAGUGAAAGAUAUAAGACUCUAUUCAGUCAACACAAGCAACUUGAUUUUAAGAAAAGGAGCACAACUUAACAGCAGCGCCACGUCUGGACCCUCACCUUCUCAUGGUGGCAACAUUAAUCUGAACGAGCCACAAUUUACACGACAUGACUUCUUUGAGUACUUGAGCCGAGGAAAAGCAUUUCAUAUUCUCAAAGAUGCCACCAUCCAGCUCACUGUUGAGAAAGUCCCUGUUGAUGAAAACUUACACUUUACCUUCUCAAGUGAAGAACCUUACCAGAGCACUGGGCUAAUGAAAGUGGAUGGAAGAUUUGUUAAUGCCGUCCAGGUGUGUCUGUGUAAGCCUGUGUAUGAGCAGGUCCUUCAGACUCUCGAUAAUCUCUCCUUCAUCGAAGAUCAGAGAGUUACGCCCAGUCAGCCCCCCACACCACCACCUCCCACUCCUUCCUCCACUAAACUACAUCGCUUCCCUGAUCUGCAAGGUGGACUCUUUGCUCGUGACCCUCCUCAUGUUGGCAUUUCUUACUCCUCAUUGUCUUCAUCCCUUUCAGCAACACUUCCACUGCAAAACAAGAGCCCCCCUCUCCAGCCUCCCUCUUUUACCCAAGUGAGGGCCAUCUUUCGGGUCUCAGAGCUGCAAGUGCAGUUGAGUGGAGACCUUAGCCAAGGAUGUCAAGGGUUGGUCAGUCUGCGCUUUCAAGACCUGGAGGGGGACUUCACCAAAGAUCAUCCCCAUUCAGUCUCCAUCCAACUAGCCCUUCACUCCUUGUUAAUGGAAGACCUGCUAGAGCAAAACCCUGAAUCAAAGUACAAACACCUUAUGGUGUCCAGAGGUGCACCAAAGCCCUCCACCUUCAGUCCAAAGGAAUAUUUGUCACAAUCUUGCCCAACAACGUCCAAUGUUCUGUGCGCAGAAAUGCCCCGUUCUCUUCCAGCACAAUUUGAAGAGGCACAGAAUGUUUUCCAAUUCUAUCAAAGGCACCCCAGUACACCAUCUGCAUCCAGUCGGAAGAGCAAGAAGGAUGCAGAGUGCCCCAGUACCCCUCCUCCAUCCCCAUCCCGCCAUACUCCGUCUCCACACCCACGGCCAGACUUUGAUGAUUCUUUGGUACAUAUCAACGUGCUAAUGGUUGAUAGGCGGCACCCAGAGUUUAAGACACGAUAUGGCAGUAUCGGCCGUAGUGUGGAUGUGGACUUCAACUGCCUUGAUAUUCUCAUCACACUGCAAACCUGGGUAAUGAUUCUAGACUUCUUUGGCAUUGGCUCUACUGCUAUUAACCAUGCUGUGAAAGUGCCUACCACCACACCUCAGCCUACACCUGAACACUCACUGGAAAAUAGUACCCUCAAUGAUCUGGGAGAUUUGUAUACAGAGAUUGAGGAAAAGGUCAAUACAAAGCUAGAUUUAAAGGUUCACUCUUUAUCACUGGUACUAAGGAAGAAAUCCAACGAGCUUGCUAAAGCUAGUGUCUCUAAACUGUUUACGCAUAUGGAAAUGAUUGAUGGAGAUCUGGCAUUGCAAGGAAGUCUGGGAAGUUUGUCAUUGAGUGAUUUGACACCCCACGGUGAUCUGUACAGAGAGAGAUUCACAACACAUGGUGGAGAGGCACUUGUCUAUGACAUACACAAGUAUGGCGAACCUGACCCCUGUUUGCAGCGGGAAUAUGAUAUGAAGGUGUCUCUUCAGAUGGCCUCAGUACAGUAUGUCCAUACCCAGCGCUUCCAGGCUGAGGUGGUGGCCUUCAUCCAGCACUUCACACAGCUACAGGAUGUCCUGGGCAGGCAGAGAGCAGCCAUUGAGGGUCAGGCUGUGCGUGAGCGCCCACAGCGAGCUGCUCGUGUGCUACUGGACAUUGAGGCAGGUGCUCCUGUCCUCUUGAUCCCAGAGAGCUCCCGCUCUAAACGCCUCAUAGUGGCCAACCUGGGCCAACUCCGAGUGCGUAACCGCUUCCUGCCUGCUGGCACUCGUGGCACCUUCUCUCUCAGAGAUAAGAAUUUGAUUUUGCAUGCUAAUUCAUACAAGGAUCCCUCACAUUAUAAGGAUCGAGUGAAGGAUGCCCAGUCUGCCUCGGAUGCUGGGAAGACUAUUGAUAAAAAGUCUUCAAGUUCCAGCACAACUUCUGGAUUUACCCUGGGCAGACCCCAGCCUGGCCUCGAAUGCAUCCCAGAAGCAGAUGUGCCAUCGAGUCCAGAAGACCAUGUGUGUCUGCUGGACUGUAUAGCUCUGGACCUUCAGGAGAUGGACAUCUUUGCAGCAGAGCGGCUGCCCUGUGAGCCAUGGGACAGUGUUGGAAAGCAUCUGGAAACAGACUUGAUCUUCCCAUCUUACGCAGUUCGUAGGAGUGGAGAGAGGCUGCUAAAGGAGCGCUGCCAUCUAAAGCUGAAAGUAGAGCGCAACCUUGACAAGGAACUAAGUCAUGCUGUCCCGGACAUGUCUAUCCAUGGCAGCCUGUCUUCUGUCCACUGCUCCCUAGACCUGGAGAGGUAUCAGCUGGUCCGCGGACUCUUGGAGCACAACCUGGGAGAGCCUGUGGAGGAGUUCCUCAGACCUUACAAUCUCCAAGACCCCAGCACCUAUACCGUGUUAAGUGGUGAUGUGUACACAUCCCUGUCUCUUCUGGUGGACAUGAAGGACGUCAGUCUGGAGUUACUGGACAACCCUAAAUCCACAGGCCAUAACCACUCCUUGGCCAGGUUUGACUUUAUGAAAUCGAAGCUCCUGUUCGAGAGUUUCUCUAAUAGCUCUAAGUCUGUGAAUCUGGUGUCUCAUUCACUCCUGGCACAUGACACGCGAUUCACUGGGAGCAGUGGACCCACAGAAGGGAAACGCAAUGUGUUUGAUUGCAUUCUGCAGCCAUCCAAGACCGGCGCUAACCGAGCCUCACUGCAGCUGGAGCUACAUUACAGAUCUACGCGGGACUCCUCAUGCUUCACUGUGGUUUUAAACAAUCUGCGAGUUUUCCUCAUUUUUGAUUGGCUACAGCUGGUGAGGGACUUUCUGCACAUGCCUCCAGAAAAAGGAGCAGCGCCUACCCACCAGCGCUGGCCUAGUGGCAGCAGUGACCAAGGCGGCACAGGAGCCGUCAUGCCCAAAACAGUCAAGAGCGGCGUGGUCACUAAACGAUCCACUGUGCCAGUCACUCAAGAUAAAUACCUGGAGGUCAAAAUCAAUGUGACAGGGACAGAGUUUGUGGUCGUUGAAGAUUCUUCAUGUUUGGACGCCAAUGCUAUCAUUCUGAAAGGCACUACUGUACUCACCUACAAGCCUCGACUUCUGGACAGGCCUUUCUCUGGCAGCUUAGCAGGCAUUGAGGUAUUCUCCUGUCGACUGGGGAGUGAACAGGAAACGGCUUUGUCUAUCAUUGAUCCUGUCAAUGUACAAAUGGAGCUCUGUGGCAGCCCAACGUACCAGAGCAGUUCAGGACUCCUUGAUGCCUUCAACAUAGAGGACUUUCCACCUCUGUUGGAGAUCCAGUUUCCAGCUCUAGACAUCCGUCUUUCCUACAAUGAUGUGCUGCUUUUCCUGGCAAUAGCCAAGUCCAUUCCAACCACAGGAUCCACCGGCCCUUCGGACACUGCCACAGAAGCUGAGAUUUCAGCGUCCACUGCCAGCACAGACACUCCAUCCAAAUCAAAGGACAGCUUUAAGCAAAAGACAGAGGCUUUACUGGAGGGUCAGCUUAAACGGUUACAGGAUCUUGGGUUCAAAAGGGAAGACUGCAGACGGGCACUCAUUCACUGUAAAGGUCAGUUGGACCAAGCCACCACAUGGCUGUUGGAGAACGCAGAGAGCAUGUCUGGCCGAACCGACUCAGACUCCAGCAGCCACUCGGCUCCUCCCCUAUCUGGAGUGGAAGUGAAGGCAGAGAGCGUGUGUAUCUGCUUUAUCGAUGACUGCCUGGACUGUGACGUCCCUCUGGCAGAGCUCACCUUCUCACGUCUUUAUGUUCUCCAGAGGAUUGGGUCUAUAAAGGAAGGCAAGGCUAGUUUCACUCUGUCUGGAGAUUAUUACAACAGAGAACUCUCAGGCUGGGAGCCAUUCAUCGAGCCUUGGCCAUGUUUCCUGGAUUGGCAGCGACAGGCGGCAGGCCGGCUCCAUCCUCCUCGCCUGAAGAUCAGAGUUCGAGCCAAGCAGAGGCUGGAUGUCAACAUCACCUCGGUCUUACUGGAGCAGUACAGCACCACCAAGACUUCGUGGUUAGCAGAUUACUGCAAGGAAGACGAGCAGUCGCCACAGUCCUCCGCCGCCUUGUCUUGGAUGGGAUCAUCAGUGGACCCCCCCUCCUUUGGCCAGAGUCUUCCUCUUGCCUACCUUAGAACUAGAAGCUCUACCAGCUUGACUUGUCUCGAGCAGCAGAUUCAUGCCCGAGCGGAUAUGAAGCUCUCCAAGAGGAGACAACCAUUUGUGCCCUAUGCCUUACGUAACCAUACUGGAUGCACUAUGUUGUUUGCUACUCUCACUACCACACCAACCAGAGUGGCGCUGUCUCACAGCAGUAGUGCUGACUCCAUAUCUGAUGUGCAUGGGCCUGGGACCGAUGAUACGCACAACAUCAGCCAGUGGAGAGAGGUGCUGCCAGGGGAGGAGAUCCCAUUUGAGUUUGAGGCCCGGGAGAAACUGAGACACAGACACACCCAUGAGCUGAAACUCCACCAGCUGCUGGUGCGUGUUGUAGGCUGGGAGCAGGUGAAGCCAGUGUCAGUGGACAAGGUUGGAGUAUUUUUCCGCUACGCCGCUCCUGAUCGAAACAACCCCUCAAGUACUGUUGGCAGCCCAAUUAGCAGAACCAACAUCAUACACCCUCAUGUAUAUUUCUCAGCUUUGCCGCCUGUUCGAGUGGUUUUCUCUAUCACUAUGGAGGGCAGUGCACGUAAGGUCAUUACAGUGCAGUCAGCACUCAAAGUGAAGAAUCACCUUGAGGUUCCCAUGGAAGUGCGACUAGACAGCCCUUCAGCUCCAGACAAACCUGUUAUCCUGCCUCCCAUCCUGCCUGGAGAGGCCUUGGCCAUCCCUCUCCAUCUGACCUCUUGGAGGCUUCAGGCGAGACCUAAAGGCUUGGGGUUGUUCUUCUGUAAAAUGGCCAUCCAUUGGACCUCUGUGGAGCGGCCUGGUGAGGUCAGCAGCAGUAAGAGAGAGUGCCAGUCAGCAGACUUUGAUGAACAACUCAAGCGCAGCUUCAGGUUUUGUGUUGUCAUUAAAAAAGAGAACUACCCCGAUCAGAAGCCUGCCAAAACUGUAGCAGGAGGUACAAAGCAGAUCUACCGCCAACCAGGUCACACCAUCUAUCUGCUGCCCACCCUGGUGCUGGCCAACCUUCUUCCCUGUGACCUUAACUACUACAUCAAAGGGACCUCAAUCAAGGGAACCAUGAAACCAGGCAAAGAGGCAGUGCUGCAUGCAGCAGACACAUCACAAAAUCUAGAAUUAGGUGUGCUCCUGGAGAACUUUCCUAUGUGUAAGGAGCUGCUCAUCCCUCCCGGUACACAAAACUAUGUGGUGCGCAUGCGGUUAUAUGAUGUCAACAAACGGCUGCUCUGUCUCACCAUACGGAUUGUUCUCAGAGUCCACGGAGCAUUAAAAAUCCUCAUCUCUGCUUCCUAUUGGCUUGUCAACAAGACUGGGCUGCCUCUGAUCUUUCGCCAGGACAAUGGGAAAACGGAUGCCGCUGGGCAGUUUGAGGAGCAUGAGUUAGCCAGGAGUUUGAGCCCAUUGCUCUUUUGCUACACUGACAAAGAGCAACCCAAUAUGUGCACCAUGCGGAUCGGUAAAGGGAUCCACCCAGAUGGUGUUCCAGGAUGGUGCCAAGGUUUCUCUCUGGAUGGGGGGAGUGGAGUGAGAGCAGUUAAAGUCAUCCAGCAUGGUAACAGACCAGGACUCAUCUACAAUAUAGGAAUAAAUGUGAGAAAAGGGAAAGGACGUUAUCGUGACACACACAUUGUGACCUUUGCUCCACGAUACCUGCUUGACAAUCGAUCAUCUCACAAGUUAGCCUUUUCUCAGCGGGAAUUUGUCAGAGGAAAGGGUACUGCAAAUCCAGAGGGAUAUAUCUCCACCCUGCCAGGCUCUAGUGUUGUGUUCCACUGGCCCAGAAAUGACUACGAUCAGCUUCUCUGUGUCCGUCUCAUGGAUGUUCCCAACUACACCUGGUCUGGAGGUUUUGAGGUCAACAAGCCUAAAUCCUUCCACAUCAACAUGAGGGACACUUUGGGAAACUGCUUCUUCCUCCGAGCUGAGAUUGCUUUGAAAGGGGCAACAUAUCAAAUCUCAUUCAGUGACACUGACCAGCUGCCCCCACCCUUCCGUAUAGAUAACAUCUCUGAGGUGCCUAUCCAGUUCUGGCAACAUGGAGUGGCUGAUAUCAGGCUACACACAGAGGUAAAACCUGGGGCGGUUCUGGACUAUGCCUGCGACGAACCCAUUCUUCAACCCUACAUCACCCUCACUGUGAAGGGAGCUGGAUCCUCAGAGGUUACUGCUGACAUGAACUUCUUCAGAGAAUACAACAAGCUCUACUAUGAGAACUUCAUCUACAUUGCUGCAUCCUUCACAUUCUCAGAAGAUGCAGGAAAGAGGCCAGUGGGGAGGAAACGGGUGGUCAGCUGUGCUGAACUGGUGCUGGAUGUGGAGACGAAAACACAAAGAGUCAUCCUGAAGAAAAAGGAGCCUGGAAAGCGCUCCCAGCUUUGGCGGAUGACGGGAACAGGAAUGCUCUGUCAUGAGGGCUCAUCUCCUCCACAGAGCAAACCUUCUCAGCCUCGACCCCUCAGUUCAUCUUUAGUGCUUGACAUUGCUGGACUGGCUGCAGUGACAGACAACAGCUAUGAGCCUCUGAUGUUGAGACGGCCAGACUGCCGCCGCAGCACCACACAGACAUGGCACUUCAGCUCUGGCAUGUUGACCUGUGGUUUACCCAGACUAGUCGUCCAGGUAAGAGGGGGAGUUUCUGGACUAUAUGAUGGUGCUGAGGUGGUACUGGGACCAGACUCUGGUGUUUUGGAACCGUUACCAGAGCAACAGUUCAUCAACCAGAAAAUGAGGCCUGGCUCAGGGGUUCUGUCUAUACAAGUCCUGCCUGAUGGGCCAACGCGAGUAUUGCAGAUCAGUGACUUCAACCAACGGCGCGUGAAUAGACCCUCUCCCAGCACGGAGGAAGACCAGAAUAAAGAGAGCGCUCAGAAGAAAGUUCCUGAGGAGGAGCUUGAGGUGUUGGUGAACCUAGAGGAAGGAGUGGGCCUGUCACUGGUGAAUAAGCUUCCUGAAGAGCUCGUUUUUGCCACUCUGUCUGGCAUUGAUGUGCACUUCAUCCGUACCACUGCCAGCCAGGUGCUAGAACUUACAGUGAAAGACAUUCAGGUGGACAACCAGCUCCUGGGCACCACUCACCCUGUUAUGCUGUGUGUGGCUCCAAGCUCCAGUGAAAGUUCUGCAGUGGACUCAGGCCCUGCUUUGCAGGUCAACUCUGUUAAAGUGCCCAGCAGUCUUAUGCUCACAGAUCUUUAUAAGCAUCUGAUGGUCACAGCCCGCCGCUAUACUGUCAUCAUUGAGGAGAAGCUCCUAAUGAAACUGCUCAUAUUCUUUGGCUACGGUCAGGCAGAGGGAGAGGUGGAGAAGCUGGAUGAGAACCUUUAUGAGAAAACCAAUGAAGGUGCAGGAACUCCAAAGCGUUAUUAUUUUGAGAACUUGAAGAUCAGUCUUCCUCAGGUCAAGCUGAGUGUCUUCACCUCUCACAAGUUACCCCCUGACCUGAAGGCUUUGAAGGGAGCCCUUGGGUUCCCACUCAUUCGGUUUGAAGAUGCAAUCAUUAACAUGUACCCCUACACUCGAGUCCAUCCCUAUGAGACGCAGGAGAUGAUCAUCAGUGACAUCCUCAAGCACUUCAAAGAGGAGCUUAUCAGUCAGGCAGCUCAGAUCCUAGGUUCAGUGGACUUCCUGGGUAACCCCAUGGGCCUCCUGAAUGACGUUACUGAGGGUAUGAAUGAACUUAUCAAGUACGGCAACGUUGGAGGGCUCAUCCGCAGUGUUACACAUGGUGUUUCCAACUCCGCUGCCAAGUUUGCAGGUACCUUAUCAGAUGGAUUGGGCAAGACAAUGGACAAUCGCCAUCAGACUGAACGAGAGUGCAUUCGCUAUCAUGGAGCAACCAGCGGAGAGCACCUUGUGGCAGGGAUUCAUGGUCUUGCUCAUGGCAUCAUUGGCGGUCUGACCAGUGUGAUAACAUCAACAGUGGAGGGGGUGAAGACUGAGGGGGGUGUCGGUGGAUUUUUCUCUGGUCUGGGGAAGGGACUGGUCGGCACAGUGACAAAACCUGUGGCAGGAGCCCUGGAUUUUGCCUCAGAAACAGCACAAACUGUCCGAGACAUGGCCAGCCUAAGCAACAGGCUGAGCGUGCAGCGAGUAAGGAAGCCGCGCUGCUGUAAGGGCCCUCAGGGGCUGCUGCCUCGAUUCUCCUCCCUACAAGCAGAUGGACAAGAACAGCUCUUUCACUUAACGGACAAUAUCCACUCUGAAUAUUUCAUUGCAGUGGAGCCCAUAGACACAUACUGUGUGCUGAUCUCCUCCAAAAUGGUAUAUUUCCUCAAGCCUGGAGAAUUUGCGGAUCGUGAAGCAAUCUUUUUAGAGGUCAAAUAUGAUGAUCUCUAUCAUUGUCUGGUGUCCAAGGACCAUGGGAAAGUAUAUGUACAGCUUACUAAGAAAGCAGAAAGCACCAGCAGUGGAGUGGCCAUUCCAGGUCCAUCACACCAGAAACCUAUGGUCCAUGUGAAUAGUGAGAGCCUUGCCAUCAAGAUUUCACAAGAAAUCAAUUACGCCAAGAGCCUUUACUAUGAACAGCAGCUCAUGCUGCCUCCCAGUGAGAAUGAGGAUAGCUUAUUAUUAGACUCUUAACUACACUGACCUGCAGGGUAGAAGGUGUUUCUCGCUCAUUGUUCAACAGCUACUUCCUUUUUUCUGUUUCUGUGGAAGGACAGUAAUAAAUCAGCAGAGCGUGAUCACCCACUUAAGCCAGUAUACGGGACAUGCUCACAGCAUGUGGUUUGUUCAGUGAUGCAAACUAGUCUAGAGGGGCUGCUGUAAGCUCCAGCAAGCACAGAUUUAACUUGAACAUAUGCAAGUAUUAUAAGUUCCUUGCAAACCUUAGAAGUAUAAUUAAUUUUGUUUUACAAUUGGUAAAAUAACUGGUGUUUGUCGCUAGAUGUACACGGCUAUUCUAACACUGUGUAUAUGUCUGUGUAUAGAUCCUCUAUGUACAUAGGCACAAACCAAUAGGACUAUAUCUGCCAUGUAUAUAUAAUGUUGAAAAUAAGAAUAUGGUAUGAAAUUAAUCUUGGGUUGCUGUACAAAAUUGCCUUUAAAAGAAAGUUCAUUUUGCUCUGAAUAUGUGAGUGAUUGGAGGUUGAUUGAAUGAUUGAACUGCACUGAUACAAAUGUAGGAAACUUAAGCUGCUCUCUCCAUUCCCUGGUGAGCCAACAUUAACACAAACACAACACAGAGAAUGAGUGUUGUAAAUACUGUCAUUGCAUUUUUCACUUCUCCACAUGCAGUCCACCCACAAAACAUCUGUCUGACGUUUUUCUUCUACCAGUUUCUUAUUUUCUUGUCUUUUCUAUAUUCACCUUAAGGAAGGUAAUGAAAAAUAUGAGUGAGAAAUUUGACGUGUUUACCCUUUAUUUCGUUUUUAAGAUCUUUUACAAGUUCAAGCUUAAGAUAUGAAACACUUUUAACAUAUUUCAACAUAUAAAAUAAUGGUGUUCUGUAGCACAUAAAAUAAUGGUUCUCUGCCUUUUUGUGCGUACAAUCAAAAUGAAGAUUUGUCAUCUGCUAUUUUUACAUCACAGAGACAAUAAUCUACUGUACUUAAUUUUCCCCCAUCUCAAACACUUAUUUUACUCACCGUUUUAAAUUGAACAAUAUCAAGUAAUUCAUUAAGUCUCACUGAAUGAAACUAUUCAUUUUAAGUUGUUACAAGUCGCUACCAAAGAUCAGACACUAUUAAUGUUUUCUCUUUUAGAGAAUUACCGUCCUCGCUUAUCUUAACUGUGUACAUAUACUAGUCUUUCAAAAUAAAAUGUAGAUUUUUAACUUAUGUGACAGUGCCUCUGAAAACACUGGUCAAUAUAAUUUAGGAUAAUAUGAACAGUACUCCUAAUGUGUUUUCUAAGUUGUCUAUUAUUUAAAUAUUAAUAUGUUGAAUACAACCCUACAAAGCUGGUUUCCUCUAUAACUGCACAAAUAUGCAAAGUAAAUGUAAUGUAUAUUUAAUUUGUUUUAAUAUGCAAAUGUGUAAA
Molecule: messenger RNA, 15003 nt
Organism: Sinocyclocheilus rhinocerous
Lineage: Eukaryota; Metazoa; Chordata; Actinopteri; Cypriniformes; Cyprinidae
Product: vacuolar protein sorting-associated protein 13D-like
Exons: 70
Coding region: 595-13602 (4335 amino acids)
Biological process (GO): mitochondrion organization; protein retention in Golgi apparatus; protein targeting to vacuole
Molecular function (GO): protein binding
Source: RefSeq, a predicted model, not a curated record